Messenger RNA from Didymodactylos carnosus, 2445 nucleotides. NCBI's taxonomy places the organism in Eukaryota, Metazoa, Rotifera, Eurotatoria, Philodinida, Philodinidae. The record is from the annotation of a GenBank genome assembly.
AACACCCGUAAAACUUUCGUCCUACAGAGAACUGUGUCCUAUAUGUCUUUUUGUAAGCCUAAUGUACUAUGGCUAACUUUUUAUGCUCUACGCGAUGCUCAUGUUGAAAUCUUCGCGGCUGUGAGGCCAUGUAAUGGUGGGCGGACCUGAAUGGAAGUACCGAAGAAUAAGAAUAAUUAAUAGCGUGACAUGUUUUGACUUGUUUCUUAAAGUUCAUCUGUGUGGAGUUUGUGCAGUAAAACACAGGACAAUGUAUAGUCUCAUAACAGUUAUAGCUCUCUUUCUGUUAAUGAUAUCAUUGAAGAGUUUAACAGUAUUUUACUAAAAGUCGAAAUAGUUAUAAAAUCGAUUUCUAACUAAUUAUUCGUAAACGUUUGCUUUUUUUAAAGGCGUUUAUAAACUGUUUUCUGCUUAUCUAAUGAUCAAAAAUGAAAUUAGUUUAAAAUUAUUUAUACUGACAUUCUCUGACUUUUUUACGCUUUUUAUAAAACUAAGUAUAUUUAAUAUAAUUGAAAAACAUUUUGUAAAAUCAUUUCACAUAAAAGGCGAGCUUUCGAUACUUCACGGUAUCAUCAUCAGGCUAAUAUGACUGUCGAAUUUAGAAGAGAGAUGAUUAUAAUUAUCAACUAGUAUAUAGAGUACGCUGAGGUAAUUAUAACCAGGCAUAAACUAGUAUAUAAUAUAUAUAUAUAGUAUAUUUGGAAUCAGCAUGAAAAACUGAAUCGAGUGAUGUGCGUUUCAGAUGUUUUGGACAACUUUGACUUUUUACCUCAAAACAUCAAAGUUGUCCAAACCACCUGAAACACACAUCACUCGAUUCAGUUUUUCAUGCUGAUUCCAAAUAUAUUAUUAGUUUUGCAAAAAAUAAUGGAAGUUUAGCGGCAAAGUUCUUAUUUGAAAUAUAAAAUGGGAACCGAUCACAAUCACAUUUGAGAAUCAGACGUUGACAGUGUUCUUUUAGAAAAGAAAAGGUGCAUCGGAUAGAGGAUGCUCUUAUGUUCAUGAAUAGCUAAACUUUUUCUCGAUGUCAUUGCUAAUUAAGCUUCCAACUUAAUUACCAAACUAAUAUUGACAGGAACUUAAUUACCAAGUAAUAUUUGAAAAUUGACAGUUAUUACUUUUUACACGAUCAAAACAUUUUUUUCUCUUCCGAUUUUCACAUGUAAUAAUAGAUAAUAGUCUUCUGAACAUAUUCUUCAACAUCCGAAUCGAGAGAGUAGUGCAACACUUUAGAAAGCCGAUAAAAAUAGUUGAGCCUAUACGAAAAAAAUUGAGCUUGAUAAAAGGCUGAUCAAAGUUGAUUUACAUCGUCCCAGCCGUUUUUGUUGUGAUGGUUAUAAUUACGCCAGCGAAGUACAUUGACUGGUUAUAAUUACCCCAGCGUACUCCAAAUGUCCCGCACUAAAUCUAUUCGUAUAAACCUUAAAAUAGUUUCAGGCUUGUUUCAAGGAUCCGAACCUUUUUAGGUUAUGUAAAAAAACUAAUUUGUUUAGAGUGUAUGAUCAAUAAAAUGUUGAUUAUUCAGAUUUCUUUUUCUAUUGUAUCUACGUCUGACUUCAUGAUUGUCUUCUAGGUUCCACAAAUGUUGUUUUUCCAUCUAUUUAUGUUGAAUGUUCGUAAAAAGCAGAAUGUAAAAUUAGACUGAACUUUCCAUCGUUACUUUAAAAUCGAGGUUAGAUGAUCCAUCGAAAAGAGAUAACACACUAGCACAUCGAAAAUAGAAGUCGUAUCCAUUCUCAUUUACAUUCUUCGAUUUUAGCUGGUACUGAACUUCCUCUGAAAACAAAUGUUGAACUAAUUCAAGUUCUUCAACUACUCAACGAUAAAAAUGAUGUUACUGCACGAAGAAAUGAAAACCUUUAUCGGCAUGCAAUGAAAAAAACAAAACCACCAGGAAAUAUAACUAUAUAUAAAGGUGAAUUUCAUGUGACAUUAUCGCGAAAAUUUGUUGAAUACUGUUAUAAGAGUAAACUGGCAAAUGAUUUUUAUUAUUGGUUGAACGGUACAGCAGUGCCAGAUGAACAUUAUUAUCCAACAUUGAAUCGUCUACCACAGUUUCCUGGUCAUGCUAGUAUACAUUAUGAAGGUACGCGUUUUAUGUCUCGUUUCAAAAUCUGGAGAUUAAAAGGGUUAAAAGCACAAAAUCAAAGAAGCGAUUUGUGUAGAUCUGAUAUUUUCAUUCGUGCAAUAUGUCAAUUUGAUUGGCAUGAUUUACCAACGUUGACUAAAAGUAAUUAUUUAUUUGCAAAUAAAUUUAAUCAAAAACUAGACAUGUUGGGUAUAUCGUGUCUGGAACAAUGGCAUCAAGCAAAAUCAAUGACAUCGGUAAAAAUAGAUUUGAAUGAUUUUAAUAAAUUUCCACCAAUUAAAAAAGCGAUUGAUGAAUCAGUAAGUUUUGAACUGGAAAAAAAUAGACUGGUAGGAUUUAAAAAAUUUAAACACUAG